AUGGCUGCUCGAGAGCGUUGUAUGACUAAUUUCAAACGCUUAGCGACACCAAGGUACGGCAAAGUGCCAAGUGAUGCUGCAGCUGUGUUAGUACCAGUAUGUAAUGUGGGAGAGAAACCGUCGAUACUAUAUACAGUUCGGGCCACGAACCUUAGGACUAACAAUGGGGAAGUAUCAUUUCCAGGUGGGCCAAUACCCCAAAACGAAUCUCCUAUACAAACAGCCGUAAGGGAAACGUUUCAAGAAAUCGGUUUACGGCCUGACAAAAUAGAUGUCUGGGGACACGGGCCGCCGCUUCCAGGCCGCAAUAACAAAAUAAUGAUUACUCCUGUAGUUGGGUCCAUAGACACUCUGGCGCCAGAAGAUUUAAACAUUAAUGUUGGCGAAGUUGCAGAGGUAUUCACUGUCCCUAUUGAACUAUUGUGUGAACCCAAAAAUCAGUAUUACACACAAUUCAGUAACGGAUUCGUCUUACCGGUGUUUGUGGUCGAGGAAUACAAGAUAUGGGGUAUAACUGCGUUUAUAACUCACGCAUUCUUGAACUCCGUACUUACAAACGACGUUUAUAAAAAUGAAUGGACGAAGAAGAAAAUCGUGAUAGACAACCAAUAG
Molecule: messenger RNA, 612 nt
Organism: Spodoptera littoralis (African cotton leafworm)
Lineage: Eukaryota; Metazoa; Arthropoda; Insecta; Lepidoptera; Noctuidae
Source: the annotation of a GenBank genome assembly